CUCUGUCUCUUCAGGCUGAAACCAUUCAACAGAGACUCGUUUGGAAAGGUAAUCCUUUCACGCUGAAGCUGUCUGUUUUGUCCUCCUGCUGUCGCUGCUGUCGGUUGAGAACUCCUUGGAGCAGGUUUUUCUGUCUUGUCGGGUCGGUUUUAUUAACUGUGCCGUGUGAAUGUUGGGCCAGGCUGGCGUGUCUUUCUACUAUAUCAUAGAGAAGCAUGGUUAGAUUGGUUUGAUGGUGUAUUCAAAAAGACACUCAGCUACUUCAGGGCAUAAGUAAAUGAGAAGCACAUUAGUGAACACACCUUUCUUCUUUACAUGUUAUGUCAUGCACGAUACACCGGCUCUCAUCUGCACAAAAGUGUUUUUUCUCUGGUGUCACAUACUUGUGUUCAGGAGGAACAUAAUGUAACAGAGAGGGGGAGGGGGAAACAGUUAGGUUUUUAGUUUGCUUUAUCAAUUUCUCAUUGAUUUAAAUGUAUAAAAGUUUACUUUAUGAGUUUACUUUUUUCACAGCGCCAACACUUGAAUCAUCCUGGCAUCGUCGAGUACGAGCGAAAACAUGAGGGUGCAAACCUUCUCGAGAGCACAAAUUCUGCAGGAUUUUCGUGUGCGAUGUCAGGCGCUCGCAGCCAACGACAACAGAGGCCUCAAACAGGAGUUUGAGGAGCUGGAUGAAGUUGGCAAAGACCUCCCUACCAAAGUGGGGGAAUCGGUGGCCAACAGAGAGAAGAACAGAUACCCCUACAUAUUGCCAUAUGACCACUGUCGCGUGAGGCUGUCAGUUCAAAACUCCCAACCACACACCGACUACAUCAACGCAAAUUUUGUGCCCGGUGGAGAAUCAGAGAGAGACUUCAUCUGCACACAGGGCCCUCUGCACAACACCGUGGCCGACUUCUGGAGGAUGGUGUGGGAGCAGAACGUCAGGAUAAUUGUCAUGGUCACGGCGCUGAGACACAAGGGCCAGGUGAUGUGUGAUAAGUAUUGGCCUCAACGAGGGACAGUUCAUCAUGGACUGAUCCAAGUGACGACAGUGACCCGCAAACAAGGUCCGGAUUAUUUUAUCACCACCAUUAACCUCAGACAGAGAGAUUGUCCAACAGACAGGUUAAUCACACACUACUACUACCCUGCCUGGCCGGACCGGGGCGUCCCUAAAGACUUAUCCUCACUCGUUGCCUUCACUGAGCAUGUGCGGCAGGAAUUGGAAGCGGCUCCACGCAUCGGGCCGGCUGUGGUGCACUGCAGUGCAGGUGUUGGGCGUUCGGGGACAUUUGUGACGAUGCUGUGGCUGAUGCAGCUGUGUGCGAGGGGCAUCCUGGCGGAUAUCCGGGCUGCUGUGCAGGAUCUACGGCUACAUCGGAUGUGGAUGGUCCAGAAUCUGGAGCAGUACCUGUUAGUUCAUCAGUGUCUGCUACACUGGCUCAGUGGAGGAACCUCAGCACGCAGGCCACAAACUCAGGGAGCCAGUUCAAAUAUUAACAACCACAUUCAAGAUCAACCCCACGGCUCCUCGGGUCGGCUGAGGAGACACCAGCAUCCUCGACAGACGGCUGCAGGAGACCGACAGCAGAACCCGAUGCAGCAGGUUUUACACCCCGGGCAGCUACUGAGGAGGUGGUUUAAUCCCGGCUCACACUCCUGAACCCACGAACUGUAAAGCAACAAACCAAAACGAGCAAAGCUCCGGGUUACAGAAAAAAAACAGUAAGCGUGCCCUCAUACAGAGACCCUGCAGUGUGCGCUGUAGGACGACAUGUCCUGCAGGUGGAAAACUGGACGAGCAAACAAAUCCUGGUAGGAAACCGCCGACGCUGCAGUUUGCAUUGCAGAAGGAAAAAAGUGGUAAAGUAACCAGCCAGUCAGGUCGAACCUGCUCCUCUACUAGGAAUUACUCGCCGUGACAUCGACAACAAUGCUCUCUGUGCACGCAGUUAAAUACAGACGUUGUGAUAGUUUCUGCAUCUUAGUUUGCCUCCACUAUGGAUGAAGUGAUGUUGCGAGAUGACUUUUUAUUUAGGUUGUUUUUUUUAAAUCGUUGUGCAGUAUUUUAUAACCACACUUUAGUUUGGUAAAGGAUGCAUGUGCAGGACUGGUAGCAGACUUGCUAUUAAAAAGGCAGACACACGGUGUAGUGGCUGUACAAAAAAGGUCAUGUUUCAAAAACACACAGGCACUGCCAUUCUCCUUAGAUGACUGGAACCCAUUACAGUACAUGAAGGAGCUAUGAGUAUUUUACAUUAUAGAACAUGAAAGGGCUAACCCACUUCUUAAGAGUCUUUCAUCUGUCGUGUAAUAAACAUGUAUGAUACAAGAGAUAAGUCAUCCGGGUGAGUUUUGGGGGGAAAUAAAGGAGGAUGCAGCAGCGCUCCCUCUGCGUCUCCACCGUGUGGUAAGUGCUAGUAGCUGCAGGGCGUAUUGCAAUAAAGUCCGUGUGUC
This is a messenger RNA of Anarrhichthys ocellatus (wolf-eel), 2439 nucleotides long. Its product is annotated as receptor-type tyrosine-protein phosphatase V-like. The coding region runs from base 560 to 1645 and encodes 361 amino acids. The record is from RefSeq and is a predicted model, not a curated record. Lineage: Eukaryota; Metazoa; Chordata; Actinopteri; Perciformes; Anarhichadidae. The transcript is spliced from 10 exons. Gene Ontology annotation, biological process: protein dephosphorylation. Gene Ontology annotation, molecular function: protein tyrosine phosphatase activity.